Messenger RNA from Verticillium nonalfalfae, 1584 nucleotides. RefSeq lists its product as uncharacterized. Gene Ontology annotation, molecular function: oxidoreductase activity, acting on paired donors, with incorporation or reduction of molecular oxygen; monooxygenase activity; heme binding. The record is from RefSeq and is a predicted model, not a curated record. The transcript is spliced from 2 exons. Bases 1 to 1584 code for a protein of 527 amino acids. NCBI's taxonomy places the organism in Eukaryota, Fungi, Ascomycota, Sordariomycetes, Glomerellales, Plectosphaerellaceae.
AUGGCAGCAUCACUUCUACUGCCGUGGGCUGCCGGGGCGCUACUCAGCUACCUUGUUUACCAAUACUUCAACGAGAGACGCCGGCUGCCCCUACCACCAGGUCCCAAACCGCUCCCCCUUGUUGGCAAUGUGAACGACUUUCCUCCCGCCGAUAUGGCCGAGUACCAGCACUGGGUCAAGCACAAGGGCCUCUAUGGCCCCAUCAGCUCCGUGACCGUGCUUGGCAAGACUCUCAUUCUCAUCAAUGACCAGCAGAUGGCUCAUGACCUCCUCGAGAAGUUCGCCGGCAAGACCUCCGGUCGGCCGAGCAUGGUCUUUGCCAAUGAGUUCUGCGGCUACGACAAGACAGUCAUCAGCCAGGGCAACACCGAGGUCUUCCGCAGGUACCGCAAGCUCAUGCACCGAGAACUCGGCACCAAGGCUGCGGCAGCACAGUAUCACCAGGCCCAGGAGCUCGAGGUGAACCGCCAGCUCGUGCGUGCGCUGAAGGAGCCGGAGAAGUGGCUGCAGCACUUCAAGAUCACGACUGCGGCGACCAUCCUCAAGAUGGCCUAUGGCUACAUUGUCGAGCCGCACGAGCCCGACGUGCUCGUCAGCCUCGUCGACAAGAUGACCACAGAGUUCUCCUUGGCGACUGUGCCCAUGGCCUGGCCGGUCGAUACGAUUCCUCUGCUCCGAUACAUCCCCGAGAACACGCCCGGCGUCACCUUCAAGAAGACGGCGCGCAAGUGGCGCACAUCCAUCCAGGACGCCGGCUGGGUGCCGUAUCGAUUCGUCCAGCGCCAGAUGGACGCCGAUUCGCAAAAGCCUUCGUACGUGUCGAAGCUCGUGCAACAGUGCAAAAACAACGACACGAGCACCCUGUGCCAAGAUGACGAGGAGGCCAUCCUGUGGUCGGCCGCGAGUCUAUACGGCGGCGCCGCGGACACCACCGUCAUCAGCCUGACGGCCUUCACCCUGGCCAUGGCAAAGUUCCCCGAUAUUCAACGCAAAGCCCAGGAAGAAAUCGACCGCGUCAUAGGCACCGAUCGUCUUCCCAACUUUGAGGACCGGGACAGCCUUCCCUACAUCAACGCAGUCAUCAAUGAGACGCUGAGAUGGUGGCCUAUUGCCCCCAUGGGAUUCCCUCACACGGCCAACGAGGAGCUCGAGUACAACGGGUACCGCAUCCCCAAGAACGCCAUCCUCCUCCCGGCUGUGUGGGGGUUCCUCCAUGACCCGAACGUCUACCGGGACCCGCACUCGUUUGAGCCCGAGCGCUUUCUGAGCCCGCGAGACGAGCCAGACCCCACGUCCGACGUGUUUGGGUACGGACGCAGAAUAUGCCCUGGCCGGUUCAUCGCCGACUCAGGUGUCUUCAUCAACGUCGUCCAGUCCUUGGCGGUAUUUGACGUGAGCGCCGUCACAGACUCGAUGGGGGAGUCUGUGGGUAUCGACGCCAAGCCGAUGCCAGGCAUCCUGUGCUACCCUGCUGAGUUCCCCUUCAAGAUCACGCCGAGGAGCGCGGCGCACGUCCAUCUCAUUCGGCGCGCGGAGAAGGACCACCCUUGGGAGGCGAGCGAUGCGCCUCUUCUCGAGACCUAA